ACCUUCCUAUCUCAUCAAACACACUUACUUUCAUUUAAUAAUCCGUAUAACCUCGAUAUAAUAAUAUUCUGUGCCCCAAAAUGACUUCUUCUAAUGUGGCCAAAACACUAGUAAGCCUCAUUGUGGUAGGAGCCAUCCUAGCCCUGCCCAAAAAUGUGAUGGCUCAAAGUUCGGUAGGUUCUAUUGUGACACAAGACUUUUUCAAUGGGAUAAUCAACAAGGCUACCGGGGACUGUCCCGGAAAGAGCUUCUACAACAGAGACGCUUUCCUUAACGCUGUCAACUCGUAUGGUCAGUUUGCUUCUGGUCCUGAUGAGCAAUCUAAACGUGAGAUUGCAGCUUUCUUUGCCCAUGUUUCCCACGAAACAGGAUUUCUAUGCUAUAUAGAGGAGAUAGGAGGUGCAAAUCUGGACCCUUCUCACUACUGUGACCAAACUAGAAUUUCAGAAUAUCCAUGCAACCCAAGCAAGGGUUACUACGGCCGUGGACCACUCCAGCUGACAUGGAACUAUAACUAUGGAGCUUUCGGCAAUGCAAACAGCAUCGAUGGCUUGAACGCACCCGAAACACUGGCACAAGACGCUGUCGUUUCGUUCAAAUCCGCAUUGUGGUUCUGGAUGGAGAACGUUCAUUCUGUGAUCGGCGAAGGGUUUGGUGCCACCACAAGAAGGAUCAAUGGUGCUAUCGAAUGUGACGGAAAGCGGCCUGACCUAGUUCAAGCUCGCGUCAACUAUUACAAUGACUACUGCAACCAGCUUGGUGUUGCUCCUGGAGACAACCUCUAUUGCUAAGCAAGUUAUAUAUAAUAUAUAUAUAUAUAUUAAUUACAUGGCGAUCAUAUAUACACUCUGAUUGCUUCUAUCAUAUAUAUAAAUUGUACUACGUACGUACUGCCCAGCCUUUUUCUAUUUGUUUGAAUAAUUAUGUCCACGCGCAUUAUCAGCGUUUUGGCCGUAUGAACUACUCUUUGCUAAUUUACAUGUAUAUGCUAUUAGAAUAAUAUGUUCUAUUUUUCCAUAUAUGAAUAUAGACUUUUUUUAA
Molecule: messenger RNA, 1041 nt
Organism: Humulus lupulus (European hop)
Lineage: Eukaryota; Viridiplantae; Streptophyta; Magnoliopsida; Rosales; Cannabaceae
Product: endochitinase PR4-like
Exons: 2
Coding region: 81-791 (236 amino acids)
Biological process (GO): carbohydrate metabolic process; chitin catabolic process; cell wall macromolecule catabolic process
Molecular function (GO): chitinase activity
Source: RefSeq, a predicted model, not a curated record